Molecule: messenger RNA, 399 nt
Organism: Suillus bovinus
Lineage: Eukaryota; Fungi; Basidiomycota; Agaricomycetes; Boletales; Suillaceae
Exons: 6
Coding region: 1-399 (132 amino acids)
Source: RefSeq, a predicted model, not a curated record
AUGUCCGCCGGAAUUCCUGUGCAUCGGACAAUCAGGAAUCCGGACAUCAUCCAAUACUUCCGGACAUCGUCCAUUAGCCUUCGGAAGUUAGGGGCAUGCUCAAAUAAUCUCCCCAAAUGGCUCAACGUGUCACCCUCUGAAAAUGUCAACCCUACAACACCACCUCAAGCCGCAGAUGCAUUAAACUCGCUACUCAGCCAAAAUGCGGUGAUUGCGGUAUUGGUCUUCCUGGUGUCCCUGCUCUCUGUCCCCGCCAAUAUGCAACAAUUUCAAAGCGCCAAAAGACUGUGUGCAGGGCCUAUGGUGGCUUGCGAUGCGGAGACUGUGUCAAGUCGCGAGGAGGCAAAGAUUGUCAAGAAGGUCAUUAAAAGCCAACAGAAGGCAGGAGGCUGCAAGUGA